CGAGGACGCUUCGCCGCCAUUUUGUUUGUACGUUGGGGUUGACGUUAACUAAUCGUUUCGGUGUCUUAAAUAGUUUCGUAAUUAGAUCAUGGCGUCCAAAAAGGACGAGACCCCAACAAUUACGACCAAAACCAACGUCAAACCGUACGGUCGUGUGUUAAUCACUCUGAAUAACCAAUUGUUACCAGAAGAAAAGCUGAUAAACACGCCUUCACAAAACGAUGGUCUGAAUAUCGAAACCGAGACUGAUUUACGUAUUUACGGAUGUGAACUCAUCCAAACGGCAGGGAUUUUGCUAAAAUUGCCACAGGUUGCCAUGGCUACUGGGCAAGUGUUACUCCAGAGAUUUUAUUACUCUAAAAGCCUGGUACGCCAUCCUAUCGAGCACACCGCUAUGGGCUGUGUCUGCCUCGCCUCAAAAAUUGAAGAGGCUCCGAGGCGGAUUAGAGAUGUAAUAAAUGUCUUUACUCACAUCAGACAAGUGAACUCAAACAAGCAAAUCCAGCCGGUUAUUUUAGAUCAGAAUUACAUCCACCUGAAGAACCUGGUGAUAAAGGCGGAGCGGCGGGUGCUGAAGGAGCUGGGCUUCUGCGUUCACAUCAAACACCCGCACAAGAUAAUCGUGAUGUAUCUGCGGGUGCUCGGAUUCCAGGACAACCAAAAACUGAUGCAGUACUCGUGGAACUACAUGAACGACGCGCUGCGCACCGACGUGUUCGUGCGGUACCAGCCGGAGACAGUGGCGUGCGCGUGCAUCUACCUGACUGCGCGGAAGCUGCGGCUUCCUCUGCCGCGCAACCCGCAGUGGUUCCUCAUUUUCGGCGUCAGUGAGCGCGAGAUCCGCGACAUCAGCGUCCGGAUACUGAAGCUCUACAAUCGGCCGAAGCCCAACAUUGAGGAUCUCGAGAAACAGGUGGACGAGCUAUGCAAGAAGUAUCAAGACCUGAGGGCGGCAAAAACCCGCAGCAGCGGCAACAACACCCCCAACAACAACGACACCAGCCCCAAUAACCAAAAGAGCGGGGCGCACAACGCUUGGGGCGGUUUCAUCAGCCGUUCGGGUAGUCACCUGGCACCAACCAUUAACGAGAAAAGGUCCCGGACCAGAUCGCUGACCCCGUCGCCCGACCGAAGACACCACAAAAAGUCGAAAAAGCACCGAUCGAGAAGCAGGUCGCCAAAGAAUCACAAGAAAAACCACAAGAGGAAGAGCUACUCGCGUUCGAGGAGCCCGUCGUCGCCGCCGCACAAAUCGAGAAAGAAUAGAGACAGGAAGAGAUCCCGGUCGCCCAGCAACGACCGGGAUAGCAAAAACGACCGGUACAUUGACCGGUACGACAAGUACGAUCGGUACGACAAAGACGGCAAAUACGAAAAGGACUCCAAAUACAAGGAAGAGAGGGACCGGGAUAGACGAGACAAGGAUAAGUACGAGGAGAAGAAAGACAGACACGAGAGGGACAGGAAGCACGAACGCGAAGAUAGGUACAAGGAGGACAAGUAUUCGUCCAAAGAGGAAAAGUACAAAAAAUCGUCGAAGCAAAAAGAGAAGGACCGGUCGGAGAGCAAGUCGAGGGACAGGAGGAGGUGAAACGCGGGGAAGCGACGACAAGGAAGAAGUGCGGGUGUGUCAGUGUAAAUAGUGUACGAUCGCGUUAAACAUUUGGAGUUUCCAUUUUAAGUCGAUAAUGAAGUGUGUAUGUACAAAGGUUCUUAAAGUAAAUUCUAUUUUUAUUAUAUUUAA
Messenger RNA from Cylas formicarius (sweet potato weevil), 1744 nucleotides. RefSeq names its product cyclin-L1. Bases 89 to 1591 code for a protein of 500 amino acids. The transcript has 6 exons. NCBI's taxonomy places the organism in Eukaryota, Metazoa, Arthropoda, Insecta, Coleoptera, Brentidae. Gene Ontology annotation, biological process: regulation of transcription by RNA polymerase II. The record is from RefSeq and is a predicted model, not a curated record. Gene Ontology annotation, cellular component: nucleus. Gene Ontology annotation, molecular function: cyclin-dependent protein serine/threonine kinase regulator activity.